GCCAGCCAACGACAGUAAUUUCCCACCCCGACCUCAUCGUCGACGGCGCGCGUUCGCAGUACGACGGCGAACGUUGAUCGAAAUCCCCAGUUCUUCAACCAAGUAGCUGUGCGGGCUAUCCAUCUGGCACCAAUGGGUCGGCCGCCCGGAAGCGUGGGCCGGCCGCAGCUGAAGGUGGAGGACCUGCUGCGGAUCCAGACGCUGUCGCGCGACGCGCGCAUGGGGCCGACGCAGAUCUCCAAGAUCACCGGCUACUCGCUGCACCAGAUCAAGUACGCGCUCAAGAAGAAGACCCCGACCGUCGGCGUCCGCUCGGGCCGGCCCAGGAAGGGCGAGGCGCCCAAGAAGAAGCAGAACGCCGAGCCCGCGAGCGUGCCCGCCGGCCGGCAGGACACCGUCAUGGGCGAAGCCAAGUGAGUGAUCUUUCCGUCUCAUGCCGUCUCAUGCCAUGCCGUCUCAUGCCAUCUCAUGCCGUCUCAUGCCAUCUCAUGCCGUCUCA
Molecule: messenger RNA, 499 nt
Organism: Thermothielavioides terrestris NRRL 8126
Lineage: Eukaryota; Fungi; Ascomycota; Sordariomycetes; Sordariales; Chaetomiaceae
Exons: 1
Coding region: 133-417 (94 amino acids)
Source: RefSeq, a predicted model, not a curated record